Amorphotheca resinae ATCC 22711 is the source of this 1404-nucleotide messenger RNA. RefSeq lists its product as hypothetical. The transcript is spliced from 2 exons. The record is from RefSeq and is a predicted model, not a curated record. Gene Ontology annotation, molecular function: DNA strand exchange activity; single-stranded DNA binding; double-stranded DNA binding. The coding region runs from base 1 to 1404 and encodes 467 amino acids. Lineage: Eukaryota; Fungi; Ascomycota; Leotiomycetes; Helotiales; Amorphothecaceae. Gene Ontology annotation, biological process: DNA repair; DNA strand invasion; mitotic recombination.
AUGACAGACCUUACAGCUGUUCUGCCCGGAUUUCCGACCCAGCAAUACGCGCGACUCAUCCCUUCUCUCGAAAAGAAUCAAGUCACAACUGCCGACCUCCUUACUCUUGAUUGCGUUGAGAUAGCAAAACGCGCUCAGCUGCCUCUGCUCGAAAUCAAACGGUUAUGCAAGGCUAUUCUCGAAGCGGUGCAAACCGACCUGGGUGUCAACACGGGUAACGAGGCGCAACAAACAAAGACAUCGGCAUCGUUGAGGAGAACGGGCAAGGACGUCGUAAAUUCCUGGAACGCAAUCAGCACCCUCGAUGACCAACUUGACCUGGCCUUGGGAGGUGGUAUCCCUGUAGGAUACAUUACUGAACUCACGGGUGAAAGCGGUGCUGGCAAAACACAGUUCCUGUUAACUCUCCUUCUAUCCGUACAACUACCAUCCCCCCAAGGUCUCUCCGGCACUGCUCUCUACAUAUCAACCGAAAGCGCACUCCCUACCACGCGUCUCUCCCAGCAACUCCGUUACCACCCUGUCCUGCACUCUGCAGAUCCAAAACCUACCCUCGACGCGAUAAUCAGCAUCGUAACCCCCGACCUCGAAUCCCAAGACCAUAUCCUGCGCUACCAAGUACCCGUGGCUAUUCGGCAGUAUGGAAUUCGUCUCGUCGUCCUUGACUCCGUGGCUGCGAACUAUCGUGCCGAAUUCGAGCGCCAAGGGGCUGGCGGUGUUAUCGGACAGAGUGGGGCAAAUAUGGCACAGCGAAGUUCAGAGUUGGUCAAGUUGGGCCAAUUGCUGAGGGACCUUGCAAGGGAAAAUAAUAUCGCAGUUGUGGUUGCCAACCAGGUAGCUGACCGAUUCUCAGGUCAUGGGGGAAUCAGUAGUAUUGGGUCACAGAGAGCUACACAGAGCAGUCCGCUUGCAAGGAGAAACGGCGGUAUCCCCCCCAGUUCAACGCCAACGUCGAGUAUAUCUACGACCGUGGAACUUGGUAGUGGAACCCCUACUCCGAUAUCAUUCACAACGAGUACAAUCGAUCCCAUGUCACUGGAUCAUCAACAACGAUGGUUUACAGGUUGGGGCGAUGAUCCGCAUCCUUCCUAUUUAUCGUCGAAGAAUCUUAAAACACCAAGUUUGGGAUUGAUUUGGACGACCCAAGUAGCAUGCCGGAUCGCAUUGAUCAAGAGACCAGUGUAUGGGCCAGGCUUGGUGGCGGAUGAGGGGAACGAGAGGGGUGAGGCAGUUUUGAAAAGGUGGAGGAGAUGGAUGAAAGUUGUGUUUGCUCCGCAUGUAGGCCCUACUGGGCCUGGAGUGGAACGUGCUGUGGAGUUUGAGAUCAGGAGUGAAGGAGUACGAUCUGUUAAGCAGCAAGCAAAAGACGGAGUUGAAGUUGAUGGCAACGAUCUCCUCCCCUGA